GGAGAGGGGAGAAAGGAAGGCGGGAGGGACGGAGGGGAGGCAGGAGAGCAGAGCUGAGAGAAAUCUGUCACAUUCAAACACACUGUUCAAGGGAAGCGAGGGAUGAGGGAGGAGAGCCGAGGAACAGAUAGAAAGAAGCAAGAGAGCGGCUCAAAGUGAGGCUGGGUCGCCUAUGGAUCUGGAACCCAGGGGAUUCCAUGGAGUCAUCGACCCGACGCUGAGGCUCUGAGGGCGGCUGGAGAGCAGCGAGGCCAGAGGGGUGAAAGGUGACGACUACCGAGGGUGGAAAGGUUUCAGGAGGGGGAGAACCGGGAAGCAUCGGGACGGAAGACGAACGAAGGUCGAGUCAAGAUGAUGACAUCUCAUGGAAAGCUGAGGAGGGAGAAGGGAAGUCUGGCCGAAUACGAGUCGCAGAUGAAAGACCUUCGGGCGCAGCUGACAGACCAGAUAAAGAUUUUGGACUCUCAGGUGGAGGUGAAACAGCAGCAGCUCUCGGAUCUGUCUGAGUUUCUCCGACGUCGCGGCGACAUCGAGGCCGAAUACGCUCGAGCCCUCGACAAACUCACCGAGAGGUUCACCCACAAGACUAAGAAGAAGGAGCAGUGGGGUCAGUCGGUGUGUCAGGUGUGGUCGGUUCUGUUGACCCAGACCCGUCUGGAGAGCCGAGAACAUGCAGCGCUGGGUGAUACCUGCUGCAACACACUGACCCAGAGGCUGGUACACAGUACAGAGGACACACACCGGCUGCACAAACGGAGCAAAGAAGUUGGGAUCCAGAUGCAGGACGAGUUGAUGAAGGUCACCACUGAGCUGCAGACGGCUUUAAAGACGUACAACCAGUACCACACUGACUGCCUGAUAGCCGAGGGGAAGCUGAAGGAGGCCGAGCGGUUGGAGGAAAGACACACCGGGAAGUCUGCAGAACUGGGACCAGGUCAGCUGGUCGGACAGAGGAGGAGUUCUGUCAAGAAGAUGGAGAGAUUAAUGGAGAAGAGGCACGGCAGAGUUCAGGAGACCCAGCUGAAGUGCACCAAAGCUCGGAACGACUACCUGCUGAACCUGGCAGCAGCGAACGCAGCCAUGAACAAGUAUUACCUGCAGGACGUCAGCACGCUCAUCGACUGCUGUGACCUUGGUUUCCACCUGUCCGUGGAGAGGGUGAUGAAAUGCUACCUGGCCAGCAGGUGGCGCAUCCAGAAGACGGAGGAGACGGGGCUGAAGCAGCUGGAGGCCGCCGUCACGUCCCUGGACCAGGGAGGAGACAGAGAUGCGUUGCUACAGCAACACGACUCGGCCUUCUGCCUCCCGUUCAGAUUCAACUACCAUCCACACGAAGGAGACCAGGUGUGCGAGGUAAGCGCAGAGAGCCAGGUGAGGUACGAGCUGGAGACCCGGUUCCAGCAGCUUCAGUCUCGCCUCGCUGCCGUUACCUUGGAAACAGAGGAGGUCAGUAAAACACUUAAAGCCACACUCGCCGCCCUGCUGGACACGAUGUGCGACAGCGACUGUAACCCCUCCCCCGACGUGGUCAGCAGCCUAUCACACGAGCCGCCCGGAGGAGGAACCCUCCCCAAACUCACCCUCGCCAAGCGUCGAGCCAAUCAGCAGGAGACAGAGACCUACUACUUUACAAAAGUGAAGGAGUUCCUCACCAGCAGCUCUCUGACGUCCAAACUUCAAGCCAAACACGAUCUCCUCCAUGAUGCCAUACAGAAAGCUGAGGCUGUGGACAGCGACCCUUCCAGAAUGCAAAGUGCUCGGUCGGUUCGCGUCAGGAAGUCCCGACCCGUUUCCCAAUUCUGCCACACACUCUUCACCACAGACAUACUGUCCUACAUACAGAGCUCUGGCCAGCAGAUUCCCGUGGUGGUUGAAAGCUGCAUCCGCUUCAUAAACCUUCACGGCCUCCACCAUGAAGGGAUUUUCAGAGUUCCAGGCUCUCAGAGGGAAGUUAACCUCAUCAGAGACGCAUUCGAGAGAGGAGAGGAUCCUCUGUCGGACAGCGAGUGCGACCUGGACUCGGUGGCCGGAGUGUUGAAGCUUUACUUCCGGGGCCUGGAGCCUCCUCUGUUCCCCUACGACAGCUACUCCCAGCUGCUGGAGUGUGUCCAAAUCGAGGCGGUGACGGAGAAAGCCGCCCAGAUUAAGGCGAUCGUCUCCACCUUCCCUCGGCCUCUCCUCAUCGUGAUGCGAUACCUGUUUGCUUUCCUCAACCACGUGUCUCAGUACAGCGACGAGAACAUGAUGCAGCCCUACAACCUGGCCGUCUGCUUCGGUCCCAGCCUGCUCAGGGGGCUGGACUCGGACGACGCCGUCGCCAGGCAACCGCAGGUCAACGACCUCGUUAAGACCAUGAUCCUCCAGCACGACAUCAUCUUCCCUGGCCAAUCGGAGCUGCCGGGCCCCGUCUACGAGAAGCACAUGACUCUGGAGCAGGAGUACUGUGAACCAAUCACAGAGGAGGGAGACGGAGAAACUGAACAUCUGCCCAGUGAGGACGAGUGGGAGGCCGUGGCCAUGUUCGACUACGUGGCCCGAUCUCCAGCAGAACUUUCCUUCAAGCAGGGAGAACCUCUCAUCCUCCACAGCAAGGCCUCAUGUGAUUGGUGGAGAGGGGAGGUGGGCGGAGUUAAGGGUCUAAUCCCUCACAAGUACAUCAGCGUCCUGGAAGGGUCAGAACGAGGGAAACGAGAGGAAGGAGGAGGAGGAGGAGGAGGAGGAGGAGGAGGAGGAGGAGGAGGCAGCACUGGAAACCUGACAGCAGAAGAUCUGCAGACGGAGAACACGACCCGGAUGCGGGUGAACAGCGACAGCGCCUCGUUGCCGGGGCGACAGAGAGGAAGUGAGGGGAGCCCCAACAGGAAGCCGCCGACCUCCCCGGCUACAAGACACCUGCCAGUGUCUCAGGAGCGACGCCACACUCUGGACACUGUGAGACAAGGAGCCUUCAGAGCUCCAGACAGACCUCAGUUCAGUCAGAUGGAACGACCGGCCAUCGAUAAGGACAUGAUCAGCCGUCAGAUGAACUCGGUGUUUAAGGAGCUUCUGUCUCGCCAGCCUCCGGUCCAGCCGUCCAGCCUCGCCACCGCCGCUCUUCCUCCUCCAUCUUCCUCCUCCUCAUCCUCCUCCAUCCCUCAAGCCGCCCCCGCUGCCAAAAAAGUUGGCUUCAGUCUGAGGGGCCGAGCGUUAUUCAGACCGGUGGACUGAAACCUGAUGCUGCCGACGGUGAAGAUUUAUUUUUCUGACACUUGUAUGAUAAUAAUAAUUGCGUCUCUGCCAUCUCAUAGUGCCACUAGUCUCGGUGCCGUGUUCCUGUACGUCCAGUGUGUCUGUUCUCCAGCUGGGUUUGGUCUUUUUUUUUAAUGUUCUGCUCAGUUUUUUUAUUUCAUUCGUGCUCUCCAGGCUUUUUUUAUUUUAUUUUAUUUGGAGAAUCAGGGAUGUGACUUCACCAGUGAUAUCACCAGACUGACCUUUAAAAAGUGGUUGCCAUGGUACUUACUGUACAACAACAACAACAACAAUGAAAGACUUACGCUGUCCCCUAGUGGCAGGUCUGAGAUCAGCAACACGCAAUCGUGGAGGUUUUAUUUUGAAACGGAAACUGAUCUGGGGCCUGUGUCUAGGAGUGCCUUCACAUCUUUUACUCUUCACUUUGAUUUCACUUUUUAAAGACCUGAUAGGUUUAAACUCCACAUUUAAUGUUAAAAAAAAUAAAUGAUAAAAAAUGUUUACGGAGCCCAAAGUGUUCAAUAUUAAAAAUAUUACAACAUACAGGAAGUAAUGAUGGGAAUAAAUUGUGUAUAAUAUCUAAUUCUAAGUUAUUCAAACCCUCAUUAUGGCAUCUAAUUUCAUCAUUCUCCACCAAAAUAACAUUAAAUAUAAUUUUAAUUUAACUAUAGACAUUUUAUUUGACUUUAAAUGUAUUUCCAAAAGCCCAUAAUUGUUUUAAAUUGUAUUUUCUAGGAAAAAUUCGCACAAAAAAAUGAUGUAACAGACACUGGAAAAACUAUUUUAGCCAAAAUAAUAAUUUUUCCACUGAAACAAAUAUAAAAGUGAUGAUUUCUGCUGUGCACGGUGGCAUUUUGUGCCAUGAUAUACCUGUAAUCCAAAAAUUGUAGCUCCUGUAAUAUGAAUAUUGCACUUAGCCAAACUACGAUUUUGAAAAUAUUUCAGUUAAUUAUCAAGCCGUUGUAUUUCCUCAGUAUUUCAUUGUGCUUUUUAUUCAAUAAUUGCUGUAAAUCCACACAAAACACAGAAACGGCUGUAGUUUUUAGCUCUUUUCUUGACAUAGCUGCAAUGCAACAUAGCUAGCAGGCUAAUGAGCUAAGCCAACGAGCUAUGCUAACGAGCUAGGCUAGCAUGUGAGCUUAGUUAUUAAAUUAUUUUUUAUUAAAGUAUUUUUGAACACCAAAGUGUAGUCCAGUGUUAUUAGCAUUAACUAGCUCUCCUUGAAUUGCGCAACACUGACAAAGACUGCCUGAUUUUCUAACUUUCACUGAUGCUAAUUACAAAACUCCAAGCUCACAACCUCAGCUAGCAAGCUAACCUGCUUUAUUUUUGCAUUGUUUACAUUAUUUCCUCCAUUAUUGUACAGUCUUGCUACUGAAAUUAACAGCAGAAGUUAGUUUCUGUGUUUUCUGUUUUUUUUUUAAGUAGCAGCCAAUUCAGAGUUACUUUUACGCUGUUUUUUUUAUUAGCUAAUAGCAGCUAAUCGGCUAAUUUGUUAGCAGUCGUUGGGCCUAACAGCAGGUGGAGUGUGAUUGGCUGAAAGUAAGAGAAAUAAUGAUGCCACUGUUAUUAAACGUGGCAUUAUUACAUAAUAAAGUUAGAAAUACAGCAUUUUGAAUUAAAAAAUGCCACAUGGAGAACCCAGUCCUCCACCAAGGUCAACACUGUCUUCCCAUUUUAAAGAAAAGUGUUCUGGAUGCGCUCCAAAAUGAAAUGGAUUCUUCUUUUGGCUGCGAUCCACUUCUAAAGCAAGUUUAAUUAAAUUCAGCUUGGUAGUUUUUGCACAAGACAGACCAGCAAAUCACACUAAAAGCAUUUGUUUUCCUUUAUGAAAUAAAGUCACAAUAAAAAUAACAUUCCAUAAUAAUUAUAUGAACCUAAUUAUCUGGCAAAUUAUAGCAUCAUUUAUAUAUUUUACACAAUUUAUUCAUUUAUUUUUCAACUAUUUCUGUAUUUAUUGGACCCUUUGGGCCUCUGUAGAUGUUAAGCUGGAAUGAAAGGUUGGUAUUUUUUGCAUAGCAGCAUGCAGCGUUAGAAAACACACACAAACACACACACUGAUGGAAAACACACAUUCCCCUUCAUAUGUGAUACAAGGCCUGGCGAGCAGGCCGGAUCUCAGGGCUUCUGCAGAGUUAAAGACGGGCUAACUCAGGUUUGGCUUCGGAAGGAACAAGUUUAGAGAUUCUCACUCAGGUCUUCGGUUGACUCGCUCUUCAACUGGAAACUGUGCCCAACUUUCAAGAGCCAAAAAAACGGCCCCCGAGUCGGAGAGGAGUCCAUCCUCUGGUCUAAACUGUGAACGCACCGGCGACGUUUCGGAGCCACGAUUGAUUGGAACUCUUUUGUCUCGUUCAUCCACAACGUUUCGGCCUCCAAGCCCCACCCACAGGUCCCGUUCAGACGCCAUUCAGGAGUUUCCGCAGUGAGCUGUGCCGAUUACUUUGACUCGGAAAGCAUUUGAAAUGUUCUUACAUGCAGCAUCUCCCCUCCGUUGUGUUUCGGUAUCGGAGACAUAGAAGUAGAUUCUGUUUUGUUUUAUUUUUGUUCAAUUCUAAUUAUUAUCAUCGAUUCUGCUUCUAUGAUUAAAACACCCUGUUGUUCUGGAUCACUGUUUGAUGAUGUCACUAAAUUUAUUGUGUCCAACUGUAUAUGUGGUUAAAAAUAUGAAUAUAAUAAAGAUGACAAAGUGAUGAAUGA
This is a messenger RNA of Amphiprion ocellaris (clown anemonefish), 5928 nucleotides long. RefSeq names its product Rho GTPase activating protein 4b (gene arhgap4b). Gene Ontology annotation, cellular component: cytoplasm. The transcript is spliced from 24 exons. NCBI's taxonomy places the organism in Eukaryota, Metazoa, Chordata, Actinopteri, Pomacentridae. The coding region runs from base 352 to 3207 and encodes 951 amino acids. Gene Ontology annotation, biological process: signal transduction; negative regulation of cell migration. Gene Ontology annotation, molecular function: protein binding. The record is from RefSeq and is a predicted model, not a curated record.